AUGAAGAAGGCCAAGGAAAAUGCUAGAGUCACAACCAUCACUUCUGACGAGGAGAAGGAUCUUGAGGACACUGUGCCAAUCUCAAAAUUAGCUGAAUCCAAGAAGAGACUAGCUUUGACUGACUCUGUUGACGCCCCUCCUGCAAAGAAGCCGAGGUCUAUUGGUCUUGGGGGUAAAAGUGACAUCCUCCCCGAGGACACUUGGCUUCCUGAGAUCCAAGUGGGUGAUCAACUUCUGAAAGUUAGCGACAACGUUUUCAAAGACAUCGAAGUUAGGGCUACAUUAACCACGGGCCUUCUCCUCUACACAGACUUAAGCCAAAUUAGCAAGUACAACCACCUACCCAAUAGCAAAAGAUGGUCCCUCCAUGGAAUGACUGCUCUCGUCACCGGUGGCACUCGCGGAAUUAGGCAUGCGAAUAUGGAGGAACUGACAGGACUCGGGGUGAAAGUGCAUACCUGUGCUCGGCACGAAACAAAACUGAAGAGGUGUUUGGGAGAUUGGGAAGAUGAAAGAUUUGGAGUUACGGGUUCGGUUUGUGAUGUGUCGUCUUGCCUCCAGCUAGAGGAGCUAAUGGACUCUAUCUCCUUUGUCUUCAAUGGCAAGCUCAACAUUCUUGUUAAUAAUGAUGGAACCAACAUAAGGAAGCCAAUGGUAGAGUUCACUGCCAAAGAAUAUGCUACACUCUUUGCGACGAAUUUUGAAUCUGUUUUUCAUAUGUGCCAACUUGCACAUCCUCUUUUAAAAGCAUCAAGAGUAGGAAAUGUUGUAUUCACUUCCCCUGUCUUUGGCUUUGUGUCACUGAAGUUUAUGUCUGUCCAUGAAGCAACUAAAGGAGCAAUUAAUCAACUUACAAGGAAUUUGGCAUGUGAGUGGGCAAAAGACAAUAUCAGGAGUAACGCUGUUUCACCUUGGUAUAUUAAAACCUCUUUGGUGGAGCAAGUAAUUUCCUUUUCACCUUCUUUUGUAAUUCAUAAUUUGUUUUAGGUCCUUAAAGUAUUA
This is a messenger RNA of Camellia sinensis, 1002 nucleotides long. RefSeq names its product tropinone reductase homolog At5g06060-like. The record is from RefSeq and is a predicted model, not a curated record. Lineage: Eukaryota; Viridiplantae; Streptophyta; Magnoliopsida; Ericales; Theaceae. Gene Ontology annotation, molecular function: oxidoreductase activity.